This is a messenger RNA of Drosophila virilis, 2454 nucleotides long. RefSeq names its product Tachykinin-like receptor at 86C (gene TkR86C). Gene Ontology annotation, cellular component: plasma membrane. Gene Ontology annotation, molecular function: tachykinin receptor activity. Gene Ontology annotation, biological process: G protein-coupled receptor signaling pathway. Lineage: Eukaryota; Metazoa; Arthropoda; Insecta; Diptera; Drosophilidae. The record is from RefSeq and is a predicted model, not a curated record.
CUAAAUGUGAUGAAAUACUUAUAAAGUUUCAAGUUUUGUGCGUUAUAUUUAAGCAUUACCAAAUUUAAGAGCAAAAGUGAAAGUACAAUCCUUAAAAUAACUCAAUUUGUUAAUCGAGGAAUCGAAUUACAAUUUUUGAAAAAAAAAACCCAGUGAGAAACAUUGAUUUUGAUAAUAUUUAUUUAGAACUCUACAAAUGCUCCAGCUCAAUUCAAAUUUACGAGAGCCUUAAAUAUUUUUUUUUACAAGUCUAAGCUGCGUAUACGUAAUAUUAAUAAUUGAUAGAAUUUAAAUUCAAAACAAGAACCAGUGCAAUGCGUCGCAACAGCGCCAUUAAUUUUUUCGCUACAUCUCUUGCAACUUGCUGUUCGCCACGCCCAGCCACUCGGUUUGUUAAAAAAUUCAUUAAAGACGAUUUAACUUGCACCCGCAAAGUUCUCAUUUAAUCCUUAAACUGUAAGCAAAGCGGGUAUUUAUAUUCUGCAAAUUAGCAUGUGCAUGUGCUCCUUGUACAACGACCGAUGUUGCUGCUAUUAAUGCUGUGCUCCUGUGCUCCAACGGUCUUCGCGUUCACCCAUAGAGAGUUCUAUGGAAUUUCUGUGAAAUAAAUUGCCGUUAACCGCGCGGGUUUAUUACGCAACCAACGAUUAACGGCUGCCCUUGCACGGCCCGAAUUGCGUAUAGUGUCGACCAUACCCCCACCUAUAGGAUUCAACUAUGUCGGAAAUUGUGGAUACGGAACUGUUAGUGAACUGCACAAUUCUCGCCGUGCGUCGUUUCGAGCUGAACACCAUUGUGAACACGACGCUAUUGAACACCCUCAACCGCACCGAGGUGGUCGGUCUGUUGUCCGGCAUCAUCGAGAACCGAGAUAAUCUCGAUAGCAUCAAUGAGGCAAAGGACUUUCUUACUGAAUGCUUGUUUCCUUCACCCACGCGUCCUUAUGAGUUGCCGUGGGAACAGAAAACGAUUUGGGCCAUUGUAUUUGGGCUGAUGAUGUUCGUGGCCAUUGCGGGCAAUGGAAUUGUUCUCUGGAUUGUUACAGGACAUCGCAGCAUGCGCACGGUCACAAAUUAUUUCCUGCUGAACCUGAGUAUCGCUGACCUGCUAAUGUCCACCUUGAAUUGUGUCUUUAACUUUAUAUUCAUGGUGAAUUCGGAUUGGCCAUUUGGCUCGAUUUAUUGCACCAUCAACAAUUUUGUGGCAAACGUAACGGUUUCAACAUCGGUCUUCACCCUCGUUGCCAUCUCCUUCGACAGAUAUAUUGCCAUAGUACAUCCUCUAAAGCGGCGCACGUCGCGUCGCAAAGUGCGAUUCAUUCUGGUACUGAUCUGGGCACUGAGCUGUGUCCUCUCCGCGCCCUGCCUGCUCUACUCCAGCAUCAUGACAAAGCAUUAUUACAACGGAAAAUCCCGUACAGUUUGCUUCAUGAUGUGGCCCGAUGGACGUUAUCCAACAUCGAUGACAGACUAUGUCUAUAAUGUGACCAUAUUGGUAUUAACAUAUGGCAUACCCAUGAUUGUUAUGCUUAUAUGCUACUCGCUUAUGGGUCGAGUACUCUGGGGCAGUCGCUCUAUUGGGGAGAACACGGAUCGUCAGAUGGAAUCGAUGAAAUCAAAGCGAAAGGUGGUUCGCAUGUUUAUAGCGAUUGUCUCCAUCUUCGCCAUUUGCUGGCUGCCCUAUCAUCUGUUCUUCAUCUAUGCCUAUCACAACAAUCAGGUGGCAUCCACAAAGUACGUGCAGCACAUGUAUCUGGGCUUCUACUGGCUGGCCAUGUCCAAUGCAAUGGUGAAUCCCAUAAUUUAUUACUGGAUGAACAAGAGAUUUCGCAUGUACUUUCAACGGAUAAUCUUCUGCUGUUGCUUGGGGCUUAUGCGCUAUAGAUUUGAGUCGCCGAAGAGCAGGAUGGCCAACAAGAACAGCUCGAAUCGCCAUACAAGAGCCGAAACCAAAAGCCAGUGGAAGCGUAGCACAAUGGAAACACAAAUCCAGCAGAUGCCCAAAACUUCGUCCCGCGAUAAGGAUGCGGGUGUCCAGGGUCUUAACCACACGGCCGUCGAGUGCAUAAUAGAGCGACCCAUAGAUGACAAUAGCUCCCCCAUUUGCUUGUCCAUUAAAAACAGUGCCGGCGAGCGGCAGCGCGUAAAAAUUAAAUACAUUUCCUGCGAUGAGGAUAACAAUCCCAUCGAGGAGGGAUCCGAAAACAAUAGCAGUCACGAUUCCAAUCACAGUCACGGCCACGGUCACAGUUGCGGCCGCAGCCAUGGCCAAAAUGCGAAAGCAAUUCAACAACUGUGAUGGGAAAGUUCCUAUAGGGUUUCGCUUUAAAAAGAGCCAAUCAAAAGGAAAGGAAUUUCAUUGUAAAUACGAAACACGAAUUUGUGGCUGUCAGCAGCAGUAAAGUAAUACGCAAAAAUUUAUAAAAUUAUAAGAAUUUUAGAGUUAAAUGUAAUA